GCCCUCCGCGCUGAGGGGCGGGCGGCGAGGAGACGCCUCAGGGACAGGUCGAACAGGGACCCGCCCCACCAACUGCCGCUCGGGCUGCGGGCGAGGCCGGCCACCGCCUGCUCGCCGCGGAUCGCUGUGACUGCGAGCAGCCCUCGGCCCCCGCCGCCGACCUUGAGGCCGCGGCCUGCGGACGCCUCCCAGCGCGCCUGCGCCAUUCCCUCACUAAAAAUGGAUGCCCUCCGGCUCCCUCGCGGAUGAGUGGGGCUGCAUUCCCAUCUCCAGCUGCCGAGAUGGCAGAAAUUAAUCGCCUUCAGUAUGAAAUGGAAUACACCGAAGGAAUCAGUCAGCGCAUGAGGGUCCCAGAAAAACUCAAAGUAGCUCCUCAAAAUGCUGACCUUGAGAAGGGCGUCCAAGAAGGAUUUCCACAUGCCAGUGUAACUAUGCAGGUUCCAGAGCGGAUUGUAGUGGCAGGUAAUAGUGAAGACAUUCCAUUUUCCAGACCACCAGACCUUGACCUUCUUCAGUCUACUUCAUUCAAACCACUGGCAUUGAAAACUCCUCCCCGUGUUAUUUCUCUUAGUGAUCGACCACUAGAUUUUUUGGACCUAGAAAAACCUCCACAACAGACACCUCAAAAUGAAGAGGUCCGCUCAGUGGGAAGGCUGAAGAGAGAACGUUCCAUGAGCGAAAAUGCCACUCGACAGAAUGGCCAGCUGGCCCGGAAUGAUUCCAUGUGGUACAGAUCAGAUACUGUCCCAAGAAAUAAAAUGCCACGGUUCCAGUCACCUCUUUCGACUAAGGAUUGCACUGUGACACCAUCACUGCAACAGGCUCGUGUCUGUCCUCCCAAUAUGUUACCUGAAGAUGGAACUAAUCUUUACUCUGCUCGUGGCAUUUUGUCGUUUAUCCAGUCUUCCACUCGUAGGGCUUACCAGCAGGUCUUGGAUGUGCUGGAUGAAAACCGCAGCCUGGACAAGAACAAUAGGCCGGUGUUACGUGGUGGGUCAGCUGCUACCACUUCCUCUAACCCUCAUCAUGACAACACCAGAUACGGUAUUUCCAACUUGGAUACGACGCUUGAGGGAACAGCAGAUGACAUGACAGUUGUAGAUGCUGCUUCCUUAAGAAGACAGAUAAUCAAACUUAAUCGCCGUCUACAACUUCUGGAAGAAGAAAACAAAGAGCGUGCUAAAAGGGAAAUGAUCAUGUAUUCAAUUACUGUAGCUUUCUGGCUACUCAAUAGCUGGCUUUGGUUUCGGCGCUAGACACAGCUCUCAGAAAGAUUUAAUAGUUGAUAAUACAAACAAUUUGCAAAAUUGUUUCUGUUUCUGAACUGUAUGCUGUUUUAUAAUUCAUACACUGGAAACUUCCACCACAGAAAAAGGCUAUAGAAUUGCAGUGUUAAAGGGACACCUUGUUGUUCAGUUAUCAUGUAUUUAAUAGAUUUGCAUUGCAAAUACUUGCAGUAUCCUCCUGUGCAUGCUUCAGUGUCAAUAUGGGCCAGCCGAUAUGAAGUUUGCUUCACGCAAUGUAAGGACGGGGAUCUACGGAAAUAACCAUUGAAUGUUUUGUUGUGGUGGGAAGAGAGCAAAUGGAAUGAGUUUGGAAAAAAUGUAAAAACAAAGGAUAAAAAGUAGUUGUUAUUGUUCUGUUGUUAGAUGCAAUUAAUGAUGAUUGCACUCGUUUUCCUUUAGUCUGAGUAGUUUGAAGUGUGCCGUAUUCAAGGAGUGUGUCCUGUUUCAUGAGUAUGUUCCUUGUUUAAGCACAUGUUCAGGUCAAAUAAUAAAAGGUAUUCUUUGCUAACAUGCGGAUUGUCCAGAGGUGUGUAAUAUGUAUUUUUUUUAGCUUUAAUUUUGCAGAUGUUUUUCUAUAAAAUACAUUUUUAAGCAAGUCAGUCUGUGAGUGAUCAAAAUAUUAUGGAGUACGAGACACUGAUGUAGUAUAUUUAAUAAAACUCAA
Molecule: messenger RNA, 1950 nt
Organism: Chroicocephalus ridibundus (black-headed gull)
Lineage: Eukaryota; Metazoa; Chordata; Aves; Charadriiformes; Laridae
Gene: MFF
Product: mitochondrial fission factor
Exons: 10
Coding region: 246-1256 (336 amino acids)
Biological process (GO): positive regulation of mitochondrial fission
Cellular component (GO): mitochondrial outer membrane; peroxisome
Source: RefSeq, a predicted model, not a curated record